AUGAACUCCAUGGACCACCUCCAUGCUGCUCAGUUACUCCAUGUCACCGGAGCCGUCGGCCCGGAGAGUCUUGUUUUUGAUAGUCGCGGUGAAGGACCGUACACCGGUGUUGCUGAUGGUCGGGUUCUGAAAUGGGAAGGAGAGGAACGGGGUUGGACUGAAUUUGCCGUCACAAGUUCCAAUAGGUCGGACUGUGUACGUCCAUUUGCACCAGAGUUAGAGCAUGUUUGUGGGAGGCCACUAGGACUAAAGUUUGAUAAGAAAAAUGGAGAUCUGUACAUUGCUGAUUCCUACCUUGGCCUCAAAGUAGUAGGACCUGCAGGGGGUCUGGCCACCAAAGUAGCAACAGAAGCUGAAGGACAGCCCUUUCGCUUCACCAAUGACAUGGACAUCAGUGAAGAUGAAGAUGUGAUUUACUUCACCGAUUCAAGCACGACUUACCAGAGAAGGCAAUUUAUGGUAAUACUUCUUACUGGAGACAAGACUGGACGGUUAAUGAAAUACGACAAGUCAACAAAAGAAGUAAAGGUCUUAUUACGCGACCUUGCUUUUCCCAAUGGUGUUGCUUUAAGCAAAGAUGGUUCAUUUCUUCUGGUAGCUGAAACCUCGACUCACAGGAUUCUGAGGCUUUGGCUUCACGGACCUAAUGCUGGCCAAGUCGAUACUUUUGCUGUUGUUCCAGGUUUUCCAGACAAUAUAAGGAGAAAUUCAGAAGGGCAGUUCUGGGUAGCUUUACAUGCCAAAGAAACUCCUUUUGGCAAGUGGGUUUCUUCCAAUCUAUGGGCUGGUAAAGCAUUGUUAAAGCUUGGAAAUUUCAAGCAGUUGCAUGCAUCGGUAGCGAAGAAGCCUCAUGCUACAGCUAUAAAGUUGAGUGAUGAAGGGGAAAUAUUAGAAGUCUUGGAAGAUUGUGAAGGGAAGACCUUGAAGUUCAUCAGUGAAGUGGAAGAGAAAGAUGGAAAACUUUGGAUUGCAUCAGUGUUAAUGCCUUAUAUUGGUGUUUAUAGUUUAUGA
Messenger RNA from Vicia faba (fava bean), 1011 nucleotides. The record is from the annotation of a GenBank genome assembly. Lineage: Eukaryota; Viridiplantae; Streptophyta; Magnoliopsida; Fabales; Fabaceae.